AUUCAUAGAGCUCGUGUAUUUCAACGGAGAUCCAGCUCUGGGUCAAUCAAUCUGGAGACACGGGGGCUGAGAAAAGGGGGAGACACAGAGGACGCAACGAGCAUGUUUCAUGAAUAGCAAUGCUAUUCCAAGCAACGAUCUGGGUGUUAUGUCACAGUGCCUGGUGGCCUGUCGGGCACGGACACGGGCAGCUCAUACCGGUGUGGCGGCUGUUGAGCUGGCAGCAGGCGCGGCAGUACUGCCAGAUGCACUUUGUGGAUCUGGUGGUUGCAAACACUGAAGAGCAGCUGUGCACCUUGCUUGAAAAUGUUGAGCGUGAGACCGGGAGCUUCUGGAUUGGGCUGCACUAUAGGGAGCCGAGCGGCUGGAACUGGGUGGAUGGAAAGGCCUUGACCUACAGCCCGUGGUACAGGCCUAGUCGCCACGGAGACUGCGGCACCAUUGAAACCAGUCUGAUGGGAGCUCAGAAGCUCCUCCCGCGAAUCUGCAUGGAGAAGCGACCCUUCCUCUGCCAGGGGCCUGUUCCUCCGCUCGAAAUCGAAGUCAGCUUUGUGGGGACGGCCUGCGUGAGCCUGAGCUGGCCCAGACCUGCCCCCAUGCAGGGUGUCCAGUACAGCUUCAACGUGAGCUACAUCUCUGCCUCUCAGGGGAGCCGCACGUCCUACUUGUCAAACUCCAGCUCCACCGUAAUCUGUGACCUGACUGCUGGAGACACAUACAACUUCUCAGUGUCCACCGUCAUGAGGAGGGCUACUCAGAGUGACCCAGUCUCUGUCAGUGUCCUUAUGCGCUUGGACCCGCCAGUGAAUGUAAUGGUGGAAUCUAUCAGCUCAAACUCUGUGACUCUUAGCUGGAGUUCAGGAACCAACAAGUCAUGCUUGUAUAAUGUGUCAUACUAUUCCCUUGAUGGCUCCGACUCUGGCUUUAGUGUGAGGCCCGAGCACAGCAGUCAUGUGACCAUUGGCAACCUUUGGUCACACACAGAGUACAUCGUCAGCGUCAUGGCUGUCAGCCUCUCAGGGGCCCAGAGUGUUCCUGUGACAGUCUUUCUCCUCACCUGUUCCUACAGUAUGACAUUGGCCGCCAUCAUAUCUCACAGUAUGCCAUUCGUUUCCUUCAUGCUGAUAUUAUGGCUACUCUAUCAGAUCUUUAAAACUACAAAAAACGAUGACUCACGACUGUGCUCACGAGAGACUAUGGUUGAUUUAAUCCACCAGUCAUCUUAGAUCUAUUUGUUUACUCUCUUCACUGGGAUCCCCGUCUACUAGUUACCUCAUUUGCUGUCACCAGCCUUAACCCUAAGUAUAACAUAUGAGUUGCACCCAGUUACACUGUGUAUAACCCAGAUUCAGUCGUGAAUGUAAAACUGAAUUUUGACCUGUAAUCGGUAACACCUCACUCGAGGGGGCACAAGUAAUGUACUAUUAUCCUAUUACUUAUAUAUUAAUUAACCACAAACUCAGUUAGUCUUAGUUAGUCUCAGAUACAUACUCAUGUCAUGAUCGAUCAUUGUUAAUGAAUCGUGAUGCAUCUAUGUCUCAAGCAAUUUACUACAUCUAUUCAUUCUGUAAACCUCCAUGAACUACUGAAGGAAGUAUUGAAGGGAUUACUGAAGGAACAAGUAUUUGUAACAAGUGAAAUAUUGAUCUCAUGUUAGUUCUUCAUUAAUGAAUCAUGAUGCAUCUUUCAUGUUAAGUGGCUGCUAUAUUUGCUCAUGAUUUGUACUUCAGUAAUAACUGAGUUACGACUAAGUAUUUGGGUCCCCUCAAGUAAAGUGUUACCCUGUUAUUGAACUGUUAGCUAUUCUUUUUGCACAAUAUUUCUUCUUGUUUUUUUUGCUGCUAGAAACCCAAACUGUACUGUGUAUUGCUAUGUAUGAAUGAGAUGGAGGCCCAGAGGGUCCCAUUGUCACCUCACACCUCUAGGGCUGGGGCUGGAACCCCAGCUUUGGUGUGGAGAGUUUGUACGUUUUCCCCAUGUUGCUUUGGCUUCCGCUGGGUUCUCUGGAUUCAUACCAUAGUCCCAUUGUAUUUAUGUUGACUGGCAUCUCUAAAUCUCUUAUAGUGUGUGCAUGCAUGUGACCUGUGAUAGACUGGGCGUACCUAAGCCUUGUCCCCUAUGCCUGGGUAGGCUCCCUGUGACUCUGACUAUGAUAAGUGGUUGGAAGAUGGAUGGGCCAAACCAAAGUACAGUGGAAACCGCUUAUAGUGAUCGCAGUUAUAGUGAUCAACCGCUAAUAUGGAUCAAAAAGCUUGGGACAGAAUCAUUCCGAUGAAAAUUCUGUUUCAAUAAUUCACUUAUUGUAAACAAGUAGUCCAUUUCCAAUGUUCAUUUUGGUUUUUUUUCCCAUACAUUUUGACAUAUGGAAAACCCUAACCCUAACCCUUGUGGUCUGCUUCUGCUAGCUACCUGAGGCUAAUUCUGCAUGCACAGAGAACAUGAUGGGAAAAAGAAAGUAAUUUUCUCUCUGUGACAAAGCUUAUGAUAAACUGCCAACAACGAGCCAACAAGAUGCAGCAGCUAAGCUACAAUAAGCUAUAUACAGUACUGUAUUAUUGCAUAUUGGAAUUAUACAGUUCACCAAUUUAAUUUGUAUGGUACUGUAAUCUGAAAAGUGUUAUAAACAGCUGUACUGUAUUUUGAAAGAAUCAGAAUGCUGUCCGUUUUAUUACAUUAUAUUCAUGUAAUAAAUACAUGAAUGUCAAUUAGAUGGUAAUCUGCCUGAGACAUAAGGAAAAAGAGAAGGCGAUAAUUAUCUGCUUAUAUCAGUCAGUUUCACCCAGACAGAUAUAAUUCCUAUUAGCGGUUUCCACUGUAAUUCUAAAGCUUUAUGAUCUACAGAAUGCUCUCUGUCGUAGGAUUCCACCUUUGCAAUAAGUCACUUUGUGAAAUUUCUUCCCUGCUAAAUAUUCCAUGGUCAGCUGUAAGUGGUAUUAUUGCAAAGUAGAAGCGUUUAGGAAUGAGGCUGAGCAGCUGCAUGCAAGCCUCACAUCCCCAAGUGCAAUGGCAAGCGUCGGAUGGAGUGGUGUAAAGCACGCUGCUACUGCACUCUGGAGCAAUGGAAACAUGUUCUGUGGAGUGAUGAAUUGCGCUUUUCUGUCUGGCCAUCUGAUGGAUGCGUCUGGGUUUACCGGAUGCUAGGAGAUCAUUAACUGCCUGACUUUAUUGUACCUGUAAAGUUUAGUGGAAGAAGGAUAAUGGUAUGGGGUGUUUUUCAGGGCUUGGACUAGGCCCCUUUGUUCCAAAGAAGGGAACUCUUAAUGCUUCAGCAUGCCAAGACAUUUUAGACAAUUCUAUGCUUCCAGUCUAGGGAAAGCCCUUUUCUGUUCCAGCAUGUCUGUGCCCCAGUGCAUAAAGCAAGGUCCAUAAAGACAUUGUUGGGUGAGUUUGGUGUGGAAGAACUUGACUGGCCCACACAGAGCCUUGACCUCAACUGCGAUGACCACCUUUGGGAUGCACCAGAAUGGAGACUGCAAGCCAGGCCUUCAUGUCCAACGUGCCUGACCUCGCAAAUGAUAUUCUGGAUGAAUGGGAAAAAUUUCAACAGUUGCACUCCAAAAUCUUGUGGAAAGCCUUCAGAGAAGAGUGGCACCUGCAAAGGGGGGACCAACUCCAUAUUGAUGUCUAUGUAUUCAGAAUGGGAUGUUAUAAAAGUUCCUGUAGGUGUAAUGGCCAGGUGUUACAAUACUUUUGUCCAUAUAGUGCAUAUUUAAAAUCCAAAAAAAGUGUGGGUUGAAUUACCUGUACUGCUUAUUUUUUGGACCAGUAUUACGCUACUUCUUGCCUGUCAUAAUACAGCCAAUUGCAGAUGAGGCAAAAGCUGAGGAUGAUGUCAUGCCCAGCAUCAUAUCUGGAAAACAUAUUUAUUCAAUUUAAUGUUAUUCUCGCUACAAUACCUGGAUGAGGUUUUCAUUGAAACCAUUUGAGACGUACACAUUCUCAGAAGUUUUCUUAAGAAGAUUUUGUAUAACUUUUUCUGUGAGAGAUAUAAGCUAAAAAAAAGACAUAAAAAAAUAAACAGUAAAAUAUAAAAAAGAAAAAAAAAUUAUAUUCUUUGUUUUGGGGGUGUCAUGGUGGGGCUGUGGUUAGCAUUGCUGUCUCACACUACUGGGACCUGGCUUCAUGUGUGUAGAGUUUGCAUGCUCUUCCCAAGUCAUCGUAGAAUUUCCUCCAGGUACCAGUUUCCCCCCACAGUCCAAAAAUCAUACUGAGGUUAAUUGGAGUUACCGAAUUGCCCGUAGGUGUGCAUGUGUGAGUGAAUGGUGUGUGAGUGAAUGGUGUGUGAGUGAAUGGUGUGUGAGUGUGCCCUGUGAUGGGUUAGCACCCCACCUUGGAUUGUUCCCUGCCUUGUGCCCAUAGCCUCCAGGAUAGGCUCCAGGCCCCUCAUAAUCGUGAAUUAGACAAGCAGUUACAGAAAAUGGACGGAUGGGAUUUUUUGCGUAGCUUUUUUGGUACAUUGUAUCCCUUUAGUAGCAAAGAAACCCUAAUAUCCUAUAA
This is a messenger RNA of Brienomyrus brachyistius, 4497 nucleotides long. RefSeq lists its product as uncharacterized. Lineage: Eukaryota; Metazoa; Chordata; Actinopteri; Osteoglossiformes; Mormyridae. The record is from RefSeq and is a predicted model, not a curated record. Gene Ontology annotation, molecular function: protein binding. Bases 120 to 1226 code for a protein of 368 amino acids. The transcript has 6 exons.